Messenger RNA from Bombyx mori (domestic silkworm), 2831 nucleotides. It is a transcript of the gene frtz, whose product is annotated as WD repeat-containing and planar cell polarity effector protein fritz. The record is from RefSeq and is a predicted model, not a curated record. Gene Ontology annotation, biological process: nervous system development; establishment of protein localization; cilium organization. NCBI's taxonomy places the organism in Eukaryota, Metazoa, Arthropoda, Insecta, Lepidoptera, Bombycidae. Gene Ontology annotation, cellular component: axonemal basal plate. The transcript is spliced from 14 exons. The coding region runs from base 63 to 2564 and encodes 833 amino acids.
AUCGCUUCCGUGAUUUUAAUAUUUUGAAUAAAAAGAAAUGUAAAUAGAAAGUAAAAAUUACAAUGAUAAAUUACCAUAUCAAAUAUAUAACAUCCUCUGAAACAUUACACCUUAAAAGUAGCGACUUCAAAUGUUUCAAGUAUGAAACGAAAAAACGCGCUGAAGAAUCAAUAUACGGUUCAAGUAAAAGGAAUUACUGUGAAUUGCGUGGUGGACAUUGGCGGUCACCUCGCCCGCGGCAAAUACAAAAACUGGAAUCCAAAUUACGUGAUAAAAAUGUGAUAGCUUGUGAAUGGACUAACGAGCAGCUUGUAACUAUUAUAUUCUCAUCAGGGGUCAUAGCCUACCUAACAGUUAAGCAAGAUACUUUAGACAUUUCACAGAUAUUAUUUGAUAGAUAUUUUGUAGGCAAACUUCCUGGACACACUGUAACAAAUGUUGUUUUAUCUAAGUCCCACAUAUUAUUCACAUUUGUGGACCGAAUAGCAACAUUAGUGACAUUUAAAAAAAAGACAUCAAAUGUGCCAUGUAAAAUAGUUGAUAAAGAACCUCUGUUACAAACUAUUGAACUUGGUGGAGCUUCACGUCGCACAGACAGACAUGUCUCUUGGUGUGAAAAUAAUGAUUUAUUAUGGACUCUAGUCUGGAGUGUCACUCCUGCUGAACCAGCUCCUUGGAGUCCUGUACUAGAAGAUCAUGCAAAUUUACAUCUGUAUCAAAUCAGCGGACAAAACAUGAACCUACUUGUUUACCAUCGGUUAGAAAAUGAAACAUUAGUUGCAGAGCUUUCGCAUAAAAGGGAUCGGAUCAUACAUAUUGUGGACCAAACUGCAUCACAAAAGAACUGCGUGACGUUGCGCUGGAUGAGAUACGAAGUGACGGAGAGUCAUACGCCGAAAUUGCAAGUGUCCCCGGAGAACGUGACGCGGCUGGCACUGCCGGCGCCGGCGCGGGUCGCUCGCAGGGCGCCGUGCGACUCGCGCCUCGUCGCAGCCUGCAUCGACGGCUCCGUGCACGUGGCGCACCACACCGCGGGACUCACGCACUCAACUAAAGCCGGCUUCAUCGCGACGGACGUGCGAUGGGCUGGCGAAUUAGUGAUAGCCAUUGAAGAGAAUGGAAGGAUUCAAUGCUUCGACCGCGCCCUCUCGCUACUCAAUCAUCACAUCAAGUUUCUAGAUUUAGCCGCGGAUCUGAGCGAUGCGAAAAGAAUGAAGGUGCUCGCAACCCUGAAUGCGAAAUGUGGUCCCAUUUUGCUGGCAACAUUCACUGGCGGUCCGCUCGCAUUAAUUCACAUCACGCACCCACGUCUUAUAACGGCGUGGAUAAGGGCUCGUCGGACGUCGAGUGCAGUAGCUUUGCUGCGGGCGAUGGAUUGGGAACAUGAAGGAAAUGAUUGCCUAUGGGCAGUCAAUAAACUUAUCUGCGCUUCUCUCAGGAGCGGGGCAGAGGCGGUGGCGGGCGAGGGCGCGGCGGAGGCGGCGCUGGGCGCGUGGCUGGCGCCGCGGGUUCCGCACGCGCACGCCGCCCGCCGGUACGCCUCGCCCCUGCACGACCUCGCCAGGAAGUUCUUCCAUCAUUUACUCAGACGGGGCCGCGUGGAGAAGGCGUUGUCCCUGGGCGUGGAGCUGGCGGCCUGGGACCUGUUCCGGGACGCGCGCUGGGCCGCCGCCCGUCGUGCGCCGCGCCUCCAGCACGAGGCCGAGCUGCUGGCGCGGGCGCUCCGGCCGCGGCACUGCACAGAUUCGGAAUGUUCGGAGUCGUGUUCGUGUAGCUCGUGUUCGAAUUCUGACGACGACACGAGCGCUUCGUCCGAGACCAAGCCCCCGCCUCUGCCCCGGGUGGCGCUCCCGGACCACUCGACCCUACUCCCGGUCCCCGCAUCACAACCCGAACCCUCAUCCACGAACAGCAUCCGUCCGAACUUACACCAAUACCUGGAGAGGGACUCGACGAUUUGGCACAGAGCCAUUCAAGACGACACUUACUUGAAGACGCCCAGCGCUGAUCGACUGAAACCGAUUCUGAGUCAAAGCUCCAAAUGGCACAGCGUUGAGGGCUUAGCGACGCACAGGCCGCCGACGAAGCACUCGCUGGCGGCCAUCAGCGAGGGGACCGUGAUGCCUUCGCGUUCAGUCAUAGACAUCGUGCCGCGACCCUACGACGAAAGGAUCGCGAUGUCUCAUUUCAAACAUCUGUACCAAACCGAACUGAAGGAGGAAGCCCCGAACACGCUGUACCGUUACCAAAACAACAAUUACCAGCCAAGUCUGAACUACGCAUUGGAGGACAGAGCAUAUUCGAACAACGUACAGAGAACAGUUAAUCGUACUGAAAAAAAUAAAGUUAAGUUUUCGGAUACUGUUACGAUCGCUGUUAUGUCGGACGAUCUGUGCAUGAUGUUCCAGGACCCGCCGGGCUCCCCGGACUCGGCCCGAGAGCUGGCCGACAGCCUGCCGCUGUGUCCGCCGCACAACUACUUGUCCGCCUUCACUCCGCAGACGCCCGAAGCGGCCCCGCAGAAACCCUCUAAAAUAAAAGUAGUUCACUUUGGAAUGGUUUGAACUUAUAGCUCAAUAUGCAUUUGAUUUAGAAAUUAUAUUUAUGACUAAAUACGAAACAAUUUUAGUGAUUAAAACAUCCGUCCAUUAUCUUUAAGUAUUUUAACUUCUCGCUAAGUAUAUAAUACCCAUUAAUUUUGAAUAAAGUAUUGUUAUUUUUACUAAAUAGUCACAAACUUGUUAAAAUUAUUAAGUAAUUAUUAUAGAAGUUUAUCAGUUCUUUAUUAUGAAUAUGUAAAAUGCAUUUAAAAAUUAUAUUCAGGUCGAUUA